Molecule: messenger RNA, 2050 nt
Organism: Drosophila obscura
Lineage: Eukaryota; Metazoa; Arthropoda; Insecta; Diptera; Drosophilidae
Gene: Rac2
Product: ras-related protein Rac2
Exons: 1
Coding region: 426-1004 (192 amino acids)
Biological process (GO): regulation of cell shape; establishment or maintenance of cell polarity; cortical cytoskeleton organization
Cellular component (GO): cell cortex; plasma membrane; cell projection
Molecular function (GO): GTPase activity; GTP binding; protein kinase binding
Source: RefSeq, a predicted model, not a curated record
UUCAUUGCUUCUCCGCUCACUGAAGGCGUCGUUUGGGUGUGUUUUCUGUAGCUGCUGGCCAUCGAUCGCAUGCACUUCUGGAGGCAGUCUCCUCUCCCCCUCUGUGCGGACACUCAAUUAAUUCAUUAACAAAUAUUUGCCUGAGAAAAAGAACAGUGCCGUCGUAUAUUCAUUGAAUGCUGGAAUAACUGUUGAUCUAUAAUUGCAAUCCACCGAACUGUGAGUGUGUGUGCGUGUAUGUGUGCUAGUGCGUGAGCAAAAAUUAUUGUAUAAUCGCCAAAAAAAAAAAAAACUUAAAACGCCAACGCGAGAGCGAAAAACUUGUUGAACGGCAGAUCCCCACACACCCCCGACGAACUACCGAACCACGGAACCACCACCCACCAGCAAUCUAUAUACAUAGAUUACACAGCAGCGACUACGUCAUGCAGGCCAUCAAAUGCGUUGUUGUUGGCGACGGAGCCGUGGGUAAGACCUGCCUCCUGAUCAGCUACACGACCAAUGCCUUCCCGGGAGAAUACAUCCCCACGGUGUUUGAUAAUUACUCGGCCAACGUGAUGGUCGAUGCCAAGCCGAUCAAUCUGGGACUGUGGGAUACGGCCGGGCAGGAGGACUACGAUCGGUUGCGUCCGCUCUCCUACCCGCAGACGGAUGUCUUCCUCAUCUGCUUCUCGCUGGUCAAUCCCGCCUCGUUCGAGAACGUGCGCGCCAAGUGGUUCCCGGAGGUGCGUCACCACUGCCCCAGUGUGCCUAUCAUUCUGGUGGGCACCAAGCUGGAUCUGCGCGAUGACAAGGCCACCAUCGAGAAGCUCAAGGACAAGAAGCUGACGCCCAUCACCUAUCCGCAGGGCCUGGCCAUGGCCAAGGAGAUCGGAGCCGUCAAGUAUCUGGAGUGCUCGGCACUGACCCAAAAGGGCCUGAAGACGGUCUUCGAUGAGGCCAUUCGCUCUGUGCUUUGUCCGGUGGUUCGCAGGCCCCCACGUCGCAUGUGCAAGCUGCUGUAGGGCGGCGACAAUAAACAGAGAGAGAGAACAAAGUGCAAAAAACUCUUUUUUUGCAAACAACACAAAAAAAAAUGAAAAAGAAACAUAAAAUAAUGCAUGGGUUUACAGUUACAGCUAAUGUACGUGUGAGAGAGAGCGUGUCAGAGUGAGUUUAUGACAGAAAAAGAGAGAGAGAGUGUAUGUGUGAAUGAGUGAAUGAGCCAAGGUGUGUUAAUGCAAGGUGAGGCUUCGUUCCCAAGGAGUGGAUGAGCACGCGCCCUAUCCUGUUUUCAAACGCCUCAAAAAGAAAAAAGAAGAAAAAAAAGAGAGAGUGGAAAAGAAAAUCAUCAACUCGUUAAGGGGGAAAUGCCUCACCUUAUAAAGAAACACCAGCGUAAUUUUGGUUUUUAUUGUCAGCUUUAUGUGUGAUGUGUGUGGUAGGGGGAAGGCAGCUACGCAGCAGCAGCAGCAGAAAUAAUCAUUGAGAGUGCAUCCAGCAGGGCGAGGCGGGGGGCCCAGAGAAGCACCCACCCAUGCCUGUGUGUGGAUUGUGGAUGAUAUGUGUGUUUGCGUGUGUGAGACAAUGGGUGUCUCAGGCCGCAGGAAAUGUAUGACAAAUCAAAUAAAAUUAAUUGUAAAUAAAUCUAGAUACACGCCAACACACACACACAAAACACUGGCAUUGCAGGAGAUAAGAGCUGGGGAGCCCCGCCCAGCACCUAUCAUCGAACUGAAAGUCGACAAAUGCGGGGAGGAUAUUUUUGGGGGGAACUUUCAGUUUUUAGUUUUGUGUAUUUUGCAUUUGAUUUAUAUAACGUGUGAAUAAUGUCUGAAUUAUGUCUGAAUUAAUGCCACACUAAAGCCCCCAUUUAGCACUACUUUGAUGUUAAUUGAUCCACUGAUAUAUUUAUAACUUGUUUUUAAUGAGAGUGCGUGCGCAGACACUUUGCCAAAUUGUUUUUACCGACCAUAACCCUAAUUUAUAUACAUAAAUAUAUUAACAACAAUUUACUACUACAGUGUAAUGUUAAUAAACACAAUAAAUACCAUUGUAAAAAGCAAAAUAA